Molecule: messenger RNA, 2963 nt
Organism: Lethenteron reissneri (Far Eastern brook lamprey)
Lineage: Eukaryota; Metazoa; Chordata; Hyperoartia; Petromyzontiformes; Petromyzontidae
Product: methylcytosine dioxygenase TET-like
Source: RefSeq, a predicted model, not a curated record
GGUUUAGUGGGUUUAAGUGUCAUAGGGUUAGUGGGUUUAGUGGGUUUAAGUGUCAUGGGUUAGUGGGUUUAAGUGUCAUGGGUUUAGUGGGUUUAAGUGUCAUGGGUUUAGUGGGUUUUAGUGUUGUGGGUUUAGUGGGUUUAAGUGUCGUGGGGUUAGUGGGUUUAAGUGUUGUGGGUUUAGUGGGUUUAAGUGUCAUGGGUUUAGUGGGUUUAGUGGGUUUAAGUGUCAUGGGUUAGUGGGUUUAAGUGUUGUGGGUUUAGUGGGUUUAAGUGUUGUGGGUUUAAGUGUCUGUGGGUUUAGUGGGUUUAAGUGUCAUGGGUUAGUGGGUUUAAGUGUUGUGGGUUUAGUGGGUUUAAGUGUUGUGGGUUUAAGUGUCUGUGGGUUUAGUGGGUUUAAGUGUCAUGGGUUAGUGGGUUUAAGUGUCAUGGAGUUAGUGGGUUUAAGUGUCGUGGGUUUAAGUGUCAUGGACUUAGUGGGUUUAAGUGUCAUGGGUUAGUGGGUUUAAGUGUCAUGGGUUAGUGGGUUUAAGUGUCAUGGGUUAGUGGGUUUAAGUGUCAUGGACUUAGUGGGUUUAAGUGUCAUGGGUUAGUGGGUUUAAGUGUCAUGGGGUUAGUGGGUUUAAGUGUCUGUGGGUUUAGUGGGUUUAAGUGUCAUGGGGUUAGUGGGUUUAAGUAUCUGUGGGUUUAGUGGGUUUAAGUGUCGUGGGGUUAGUGGGUUUAACCAUCGUUCACUUGUUUGAGAUGGGCAGAAGUUUACACUUGAACGGGCUGAAUGGGUGUGUUUUGCAGUGACCCUCAUGGUGAACCGGUGCGUUAAUUCGCUUGUUAACGGCGCCUUGUUGAACUGCGUGGGCUGAGGCGCGUGGUAGAAGAGAGGGUUCCAGAUGUUGACUACCUCUCCCGAGCAUUUGGCUGCGGCUACACAUCUCCACUUGAUGAUGAUGGUGGUGAUCUGCCGCCACUUGGUUGAGCUAUCAUUUGUGAUAGCCAAUUCGCUUCUGAAAAAGAGCUCCUGCACGGCAGCCGAUAGAAAAUCUGGCCCCGACUUCACCGCAGCUCCCCUCUUCAUCCUCCUUUUCCUCCUCGAUGGAUCCCGGAGAAUCCAGAGAGGUCCCUCCUCCUCACCACCACCACCACCCUCCGUCGCCGCCCUCCUCCUCCUCGUCGUCGUCGUCCUCGUCGUCGUCCGAGGCUGCGACCGCCCCUGCGGCGGCUCAGCUGCGCAAGAAGAGCGGCUUCCAGAUCACCAGCGUGGUGGUGCCGCCCCUACGGCCCGCCUCGUCCGCCAGCGUCGCCGACGACUCGGAGGGGGGCGAGGACGCGGAGGCGGAGGCCGUCACCGCAUCGUCGUCCUCGUCGUCCGUGGCGGGGGUCGCCGGGGUCGCGGGGGUGGCGGGGGUCGCCGGGGUCACGGGGGUCGAGGGGGAGGGGAGCGCCACGACCGAGGGGGAGGAGGAGAGGAAGCUCUAUGGAGAGUCACGGACGCCGGAUCUUGGGCAGCUGCAGCAGCUGCAGCUGCAGUACAACAGCAGCAGUGAGUGCCAGCAGCAGCAGCAGUUGCAGCAUCAACAACAUCAGCAGCAUCAGCAUCAACAAAAUCAGCUGCCGCAGUACAACAGCGGCAGUGAGUACCAACAGCAGCAGGAACAUCAGCAGCAGCUGCAGUUGCAGCAGCAGUUGCAGCAACAGCAGCAACAGCAGCAGUAUCAACAAAAUCAUCAACAGCAGCAGCAGCAGCACAGUCAUCUGGACAACAACCACCACCACCAUCAGCAGCAGCAGCAGUGGACCGCGGAACCUUCCUUCGUACAACCACCGCAACUACCGCAAGCACCGCAACUACCGCAGCCAUCGGCAGCGUUUACAAACGGUACCGCUGCUGCUGCUGCUACUGCUGCAACAACAACAACAACCGCCGACGUUGCUGCUGCUGCCGCUGCCGCCGCUGCUGCUUCCGCCUCCGCUUCGGCCGCUGCUGCUGCUUCACUGGACUCGGCUCCUCGUUCGCCUGCUGCUGCCGUCGCCGCCGCCUGCUACGCCACAGCGGCAUCGCCACGUCCCACGCCCACCACCACCGACGCCGCCUCAGCCACCGCCGCCGCCGUGGAAGCGUGCGGCGGCGGCGACGACGGGCGCAGAAGUUCCGUCGGUUGUGUGCAACUCGCGCCGCCCACAACACCGGCGGCACGGGGAGACGUCCGGCCGUGCGCGGAACUCUGCGACGGUUGCUUGCAACCGACGACGGCGGCGGCGACGGUCGCCACGACGGCGGUCGCCACGGCGGCGGUCGCCGCGACGACGGUCGCCACGGCGACUGCGCAGAACCCGUCGCGGUUCCGCGUGGUCAAGCUGGACUCGGAGCACAUCGUGCCGUACCGGCGGGGCCGCUGGACUUGCUCGGACUUUCACGAGAGGGAUCCCUCCCUGUACCACCACCACCACCACUAUCAGCACCACCACCACCACCUGCUGCACCAUCAGAAUCAGCAGCAGCAGUUUCAACAGCUGCAGAACAGUCUGCAUCUCCAUCACCAGCAGCAGCAGCAGCAGCACCACCACGGCACCGUGGCCAAUCACAUCAGCAUCAUCGACUGCGACGUCGCUGCCUUUCGUCGCCUGUCUCUGCCCACCGAGACGGAGAUCUCGCUGGCGCAGGUGCAGCACCUGCAGCAGCUGCACCUGCAGCAGCAGCAGCAGGAGCUGUUGCUGCAGCAGCAACAGCUGCAGCAGCAGCAGCAGCAGAGUGACGGACAGUUGGACGGGUUGAUUCAGAGCCUUCCGUUGGACGGGGAAGAUGAGAGUGCCUCUGGAGCCAGCGUGGUGGCCAUCGACAACAAGAUUGAGCAGGCGAUGGUGAGGAGCGGUCACGGCACCACCACGGCACCACCACGCCAGCCACGCCGGCAGCAACGCACCAGCCACACCAAACCACCGCAACACGAGCUGCACCAACCACACUAG